AUGACUCCACAAGGCCGGGAAAGAAAAAAGAGGGUCUGUCAGAAGCUGUGGCAUGAGGAGACAACAACAGUACCACAACUCUGUAUCUACAAGGGUGUGCUGGCUCUUCUCAAGGAGUAUGUAAUGGUUUUCCAGGGAAGCCAGACCUUAGUUCACAAACUCCAUGACCGACAGCUUGAGCUGUUCCUGGCCUUUCUGGCUUGCUUUAUGAAGAAUGAACACAUUACUCAGCUGUCUCCCAGGGCUCUGGGAGAGAUGGUUCUUGAGGAUGCCAUGUUGCUGCCCUCCAGGGAGGUUUACGUGGGACAGGAGGCUGACACGAUCAGGAGCCAGAAUCCCAAUCAUGCUCUGUUGAUGCCAUUCCUGGCAGAUGUCAGGAAAGCCUACACCACCACUGCAGUAUACCUCCAGAAGAAGCUCCCCUUGGCCAGUCCGACUCUGACGGCCCUGUCUGCUCUGGACCCACUUCUGAGAGGCCACUCACAGGCAACCAUACAGCUGAAGAGGCUGAGUGGUAUGCUGGGGCACCUCUUGCCAGCAGGUCACGACGUCCAUAGAGAGCUCCUGCUGUUCAAUGUUGACCUGAGCAUUCCCAGUUUCAAGGAGGGAGAUAGCAUGGUGGAGUGGUGGGGUACUGUCUUUGACAAGCCAGACAAGUAUCCAACCCUCAGUGCUUUGGUUAAAUGCUGCCUCUCCAUCUUUCAUGGACCAAGAGUGGAGUCCUCUUUUAGUUUGAUGAACAAUGUAAUUGAUCAAAGGAGUGGCAACAUGAAUGUAUCGACAUUUAAUGCAAUCCAGACAGUCAAGUACACCCUACAGUCCAGGAAGAAGACAGCUGUGGAGCUCUUCAGAAGGGAGGAUGCAAAGUUUGGGGAGGUGGACCGAACACUCUGCAAGAACAUCAACUCUGCAGCAGCCACAUACACACACCAGCAGAAGAAGAACCAGAAAGAAAAGCAGCAACAGCAGAGCAAGUAUGGCUCCCAAGCAUCUGGCAGUGCUCAGCAGACCAAAAGGCAGACAGCUGAAGAAGAGAAGAGGGCAAGGCUGAGACAUGUGGCCAAACAGCGAAAGCGGGCCAUGGAGACGCUUGUCCAGGCAAAGAGGAGGAGAAGACAGACUCCAUAGUCCAUGAGCCAGGACCCUAAAUUUAGGCUAUCAGUACCACCUUUUUACCACCAAACCCCUGUGCAUUCCCACCCAUAUUCAUGUUGUUUGUAUAACCUUGAUUAAUUUGAGUACUAAUUUUUUCUUAUAAUAUUUUGAUUUGAGUACUAUCUUAAUUUAUUAUCUUGUUUGUCCACCCUGUAUUAAAGCUGUGCUGUUGCGCAUUUCAUGAGAGAAGUUGCUAGUCUCGUUUCUUAUACAGCAUAGUUAAUGGUUGUGGUAACUUAUAUGAAAGGAAGGAACCACGCAACAACUUCUUGUUGUUAUAUGGACACUUUAUCCAUCAACAGCAU
Molecule: messenger RNA, 1460 nt
Organism: Notolabrus celidotus (New Zealand spotty)
Lineage: Eukaryota; Metazoa; Chordata; Actinopteri; Labriformes; Labridae
Exons: 5
Coding region: 1-1128 (375 amino acids)
Source: RefSeq, a predicted model, not a curated record